AAUUUAAAGAGUCUACCUGAUUUCAUCCAUGACAAUUAAACAUUUGAUAAUAACGAGAGGCUUCAAGUCACACAAGCUUUUCAAUGACUUCACACAAGGUCAUACAAUAGAUGAAGAAUCGUAGUGUAAACACCGCCGGGACCACUUCAAAUUUGGCGCUUGAAUUGGAGAGAGAGAGAGAUGUGGACAUUUUGACAAUUACAAUUACAAUGGCUUAUAACUUAGUUUUACAUGUUCAUGCUUCAUUAUAUUUCACUUGUUUUAUUUUGUAUUAGAAUAGUGUAAUAUGAGAGAAGCUGGAGUAAUUGGAAAUAUAAUUUGUAGGUUUGUGGGUAAUGAGUGCACGCUGACAUAGGAGAGUGAGUGGACGUCAGACACACAGAGGGGUGGUGUUUGAAGUGCGUGCGUGUGCAGCUGCCUUAUUUAACCUGGAUUUUCUCUCAAGACGGUGACACGUGCCAGUGGAAGCUUAAUGGCUGCCGGAAGGUGGUCGUGAGGGCCAGAAACACUUACAAUAUUGACAAAUGACCCACCUGCUGCUUGGCCAGCUGGCGGACUGGUCACAGACGCCAUGGUGCAAUAGGAGACUACCCCAUCCCCUGCCUCCCUGCCCUGCUCCACCCAGACACCAUGGCCCAGCAGCGACGCCAUUCCACCUGCUACAUGACACUGGCUGACGCACUCCUGACAUGGCAGCGACAGGAGGCAGAGGGCAGGAGCAAGAGUCGGAUGGCGAAGGAAGGCGUGAUGGCGGAGGUGGUGGCUGUGGAGGGUGUUUGUGCAGGGUAUCUCGGCAGGGUCUAGGUUAGAGCAAAUGGAUGAUGAGAGACUAGUGAGAAAGGUGUUUGUGUGGAAUGUUAGGAGUAGCAGUUGGGGGAAGAAGUGUGUUAGGAUGGUAGUAAAGAGUGGCUUGGAAACUAGUUGGGCUUUUGAGUGGUUGAGUGAAGCCUUGUUGAGAGGGACCGAAGUACGAGUGUCAGAAAUGGAGAGGGUUUAGAAUGGGAUGUAAGAAAAUGGAGAAGUGAGAUAGACACAGCGAUGAAGCACAUGGGAUUGAGUGAGCCAGGUGUGGAAAUUGUGGGAUGGAGCGAGCCAGGUGUUGAAAAGUGUGAAAAAUGUGGAAAGUGUGGAAAAUUGUGGGAUUGAGUGAACAGCUGUGGAAAAAUGUGGAAAUUGUGUUGAAAAAGUGUAGAAAUUGUGGGAUUGAGUGAGCCAGGUAUGGAAAUUGUGUAGAAAAGUGGAAAAAGUGUGGAAAUUGUGUGGAAAAAGUGUGAAUAUUGUGGGAUUGAGUGAGCCAGGUGUGGAGAAGUGAGACAGACAGAGCGAUGAAGCACGUGGGGUUGAGUGAGCCAGGUGUGGAGGAGUGAGACAGAGCAAUGAAGCACGUGGGGUUGAGUGAGCCAGGUGUGGAGGAGUGAGACGAACAGAGCGAUGAAGCACGUGGGGUUGAGUGAGCCAGGUGUGGAGGAGUGAGACAGACAGACAGCCAUGAAGCAUGUGAGGUUGAGUGAGCCAGGUGUGGAGAAAUGAGACAGACAGACAGAGUGAUGAAGCACGUGGGGUUGAGUGAGCCAGGUGUGGAGAAAUGAGACAGACAGACAGAGCGAUGAAGCACGUGGGGUUGAGUGAGCCAGGUGUGGAGGAGUGAGACAGACAGACAGAGCCAUGAAGCACGUGGGGUUGAGUGAGCCAGGUGUGGAGGAGUGAGACAGACAGACAGAGCCAUGAAGCACGUGGGGUUGAGUGAGCCAGGUGUGGAAAAACUGGUGGAGAUGUCUCAGAAAGCCUAACUUCACAGUAGCUGUUUUAGCUAGAGAUGAAAUGUGAAGUUUCCAGUUCAGAUUAUAAGUAAAGGACAGAUCGAGGAUGUUCAGUGUAGAAGAGGGGGACAGUUGAGUGUCAUUGAAGAAGAGGGGACAGUUGAGUGCCAUUGAAGAAGAGGAGAUAGUUGUCUGGAAGAUUGUGUUGAGUUGAUAGAUGGAGGAAUUGAGUUUUUAAGGCACUGAACAAUACAAGUUUGCUCUGCCCCAAUCAGAAAUUUUAGAGGGAUCAGAAGUCAGGCAUUCUGUGGCUUCCCUGUGUGAACUGAAGGGUUGGACGUCUAUGAAAAGACGUGGAAAAAUGCAGGGUGGUAUCAUCAGUGUAGGAGUGGGUAGGGCAAGAAGUUUGGGUUAAAAGAUCAUUGAUGAAUAAUAAGAAGAGAGUGAUGACAGGAUAAAACCCUGAGAAGAACAGUGACCAUCUACCACAGCAAUAAAAUGAUCAGAAAGGAAACUUGAGAUGAAGUUACAGAGAGAAGGAUAGAAGCCGUAGGAGGGUAGUUUGGAAAUGAAAGCUUUGUGCCAGACUCUAUCAAAAGCUUUUGAUAUGUCCAAGGCAACAGCAAAAGUUUCACCAAAAUCUCUUAAAGAGGAUGACCAAGACUCAGUAAGGAAAGCCAGAAGAUCACCAGUAGAGCGGCCUUGAUGGAACCCAUACUGGUGAUCAGAUAGAAGGUUGUGAAGUGAUAGAUGUUUAAGAAUCUUCCUGUUGAGGAUUGAUUCAAAAACUUUAGAUAGGCAGGAAAUUAAAGCAAUAGGACUGAUUGAGGGAUUAAAACUACUACUACUACUACUACUACUACUACUACUACUACUACUACUACUACUACUACUACUACUACUACUACUACUACUACUACUACUACUACUACUUGGAGGAGGCAGUAGACACCUGCCGAAACGAUAAUUACUCCCAGUGAGGUCUAAUGCACUGUUCAGGGGGUGCUGUGAACUUAUCAUUAAACCCAGCUGUGACCUCACUGAACGUUUCCCUUUGUCUCACAACACAAGGGGGCAGUCACAGCCUCCCUCUAAAGACAACUCUCUUCCUCCACACAAAACUACAAGCACCUAAUAACACACACACCCUUCACUCAAAAAUUUUAAAUUCAUGGCGACUCCUACACCAGCCUCGGAGUCCCCAUCUGGGGAGGGGACCAUAAAUGUCCCCAGGUUGGACUGCCUUUCCGUCGACGACCCUAAGUGUCUUGACACCCCCCUCAACUUUUUCUUCAUUAACUUCUGCAACAUUCGCGGUCUAAGAUCUAAUUUUCAAUCUGUAGAACACCACCUCUCCUCUUCUAAACCUCAUCUUCUUUUCCUCACUGAAACUUAGGUGUCUGAGGCAACUGACAGUAGCCCCUUUUCUGUUCCCUCCUACUUUCUCUAUCCUCAUUUUCGAUCCAAAGGUGGAUGCUGCGUUUAUGUGUGCAAUGACUUAACCUGCUCUCGUGCCCACGCUCUUGAAUCUUCCGAGUUUUCCACCAUCUGGCUACGACUACAGAGUCAUUCUCAUACUAAAUUUAUCUGUGCUGUAUACCUCUCUCCUAACUCCUCUGACUAUAAGAGCGGUCUCUGACACGUAUGUGCUGAGCGCAUAACAGAGGUGAUAGUGUCUGGCAUGGAGGCGUACAUUCCUCACUCUUUUUCUCGUCCUAAACCUUCUAAACCUUGGUUUAACACAGCUUGUUCUCGUGCUAUACAUGAUAGAGAGGUGACCCACAAAAGGUACUUAAGCCUUCCAUCACAUGAAUCUCAUGCACUUUAUAUUUCUGCCCGGAACCAUGCCAAGAGAACGCGAAGACGUUCCACAGUCUGGAGACUCACCCCCAGAAGGUGCGCUGGAGUUGGCUGGAGCGGGAACGCGGCACUUCCACUGAGUCACCACUGGAUAACACCAUUCUCGUGUCCCGCGAGGUGACUCUGGGGGGCAGCCGUAGUCCCGCCAGAUGAGAGAGAGAGGAGGUAAACAUAUCACGCAGGGAAGCCACAGAAUGCCUGACUUCUGAUCUUUCUAAAAUUUCUGAUUGGGGCAGAGCAAACUUGGUAUUGUUCAAUGCCUCAAAAACUCAAUUCCUCCAUCUAUCAACUUGACACAACCUUCCAGACAACUAUCCCCUCUUCUUCAAUGACACUCAAUUGUCCCCGUCUUCUACACUGAACAUCCUCGGACUGUCCUUUACUUAUAAUCUGAACUGGAAACUUCACAUCUCAUCUCUAGCUAAAACAGCUUCUAUGAAGUUAGGUGUUUUGAGACGUCUCCGCCAGUUUUUCUCACCCCCCCAGCUGCUAACUCUGUACAAGGGCCUUAUCCGUCCAUGUAUGGAGUAUGCUUCACAUGUCUGGGAGGGUUCCACUCAUACUGCUCUUCUAGACAGGGUGGAAUCAAAAGCUUUUCGUCUCAUCAACUCCUCUCCUCUAACUGACUGUCUUCAGCCUCUCUCUCACCACCGCAAUGUUGCAUAUCUAACUGUCUUCUACCGCUAUUUUCAUGCCAACUGCUCUUCUGAUCUUGCUAACUGCAUGCCUCCCCUCCUUCCCUGGCCUCGCUGCACAAGACUUUCUUCUUUCUCUCACCCCUAUUCUGUCCACCUCUCUAACGCAAGAGUUAACCAGUAUUCUCAAUCAUUCAUCCCUUUCUCUGGUAAACUCUGGAACUCCCUGCCUGCUUCUGUAUUUCCACCUUCCUAUGACUUGAAUUCCUUCAAGAGGGAGGUUUCAAGACACUUAUCCACCAAUUUUUGACCACUGCUUUGACCCUUUUAUGGGACUGGCAUUUCAGUGGGCAUUUUUUUUUAUUAGAUUUUUGUUGCCCUUGGCCGGUGUCCUUCCUACAUAAAAAAAAAAAAAAAAAAAACUACUACUACUACUACUACUACUACUUUCUUGAAUGUGCAUAUCAGUGUAUCCUGUCAUGCCUCCCAUGCUGUGUAAUGCUGCAGUGUUGAUUGUGUCUUCUUCCCUGAGGUGGCACUGUGGAUAGCAAGUGGAAGAGACCUUGAGAGACUUCCGUUAAUGAGGAACCUUUCAGGAACCAACAGUCGGUGUGCAGGUUUGCAGUAAACCUCCCUGAAGGUUCCAGAGGUGGUCAGCAAGUGCCCAGUCCAGGCUGUCACAAGACUGUGUGAUGGAGGACUUUCCACUGAUACUCAUUGAUAACAGCUGUGCACUGACACUCACAGGAAAUGUGGCACUGUGGAUAGCAAGUGGAAGAGAUCUUGGGAGACUUCCGUUAAUGAGGAGCAACAAGCACACCUCACUGGAGUCUUUCAGGAACCAACAGUCAGGGCCUGAUGUGAAGGUGUCUGCAGCCAGUGGUGGGUGUCCUCUGUGCCUGGUGGUGCCUCAUUGCAGGGCUGAUGUGAAGGUGUCUGCAGCCAGUGGUGGGUGUCCUCUGUGCCUGGUGGUGCCUCAUUGCAGGGCUGAUGUGAAGGUGUCUGCAGCCAGUGGUGGGUGUCCUCUGUGCCUGGUGGUGCCUCAUUGCAGGGCUGAUGUGAAGGUGUCUGCAGCCAGUGGUGGGUGUCGUCUCUGCCUGGUGGUGCAGCCUGAUGUGUUGCCUGCUUCAGUGUAAAUCUUGCAAGCCAGAUCUGCCAGCUGUCUCCAGUGUAGUAGUCUAGGGUGCUUUGCUUUGUGUCUUUGGCAAUAAAUAAAUUUGGGACUAUCAUUCUCAUGUGAAUUAUGUAGUUUGAUAAAAUUACAGAAUGUGCGAUAAAAUUACAGAAUGUGCUCGUGUAAACUAAAUUUAUAUGUUGGUGGUAAACAAUUCAUGCAUCCCCAAGUAAAUAAAUAAAAAAACAAUAGAUCAUCUGGUCAAAAAAAAAGCCAGGAUUGGCCUAUUUUUGGCUAAGUUUAAGGCGAAACUUACACACAAGCCCUGUCCGAGCGACACCGGAGUCGCUCGGACAGGGCUUCUGUGUGCAAGUUUCACCUUGUUUAAAAUUUUUUUUUUUUUUUUGACCAGAGGAUGAUCAAUUGUUACUAGUAUUUUUUGCUUCCAUUUUUUUUUUCAGGGCUAUGAAUUGUUACAUCAGAAAGCAGCUUAUUUGCAAUUUGUAAAAAGACU
Molecule: messenger RNA, 5883 nt
Organism: Scylla paramamosain (green mud crab)
Lineage: Eukaryota; Metazoa; Arthropoda; Malacostraca; Decapoda; Portunidae
Exons: 5
Coding region: 4948-5391 (147 amino acids)
Source: RefSeq, a predicted model, not a curated record